Molecule: messenger RNA, 8229 nt
Organism: Cavia porcellus (domestic guinea pig)
Lineage: Eukaryota; Metazoa; Chordata; Mammalia; Rodentia; Caviidae
Gene: Crebrf
Product: CREB3 regulatory factor
Exons: 10
Coding region: 939-2858 (639 amino acids)
Biological process (GO): response to unfolded protein; regulation of transcription by RNA polymerase II
Cellular component (GO): nucleus
Molecular function (GO): RNA polymerase II transcription regulatory region sequence-specific DNA binding; DNA-binding transcription factor activity, RNA polymerase II-specific
Source: RefSeq, a predicted model, not a curated record
AGGGCAAAGGGCGAGCGAGCGGGGCCGGGGGCGUUUCGGGUGUCAGAAGGCGAGUCCGGUCGGACCAGGAAGAGUAACUCUGGGGAGCCUGACCCCGACCAACCUACCGCUCUCCUCCCACGAACAGAGGAGGCAGGGAAGUACUGAGGGCAGCCAAGCCUCCCCCUGGGGGUGGUUCCUGGGACUAGAUGGAGCCCAGUUUUUGGAUUCUCCCUCUUGCUUGGCCCUGCGCUUCCUGACAAACCUGGCCGUCAAACCCUGUAAUCACCCUCUUUUAACCGAGAAAGCAAACUCUUCUACUGUUUCUGAGCAGGCUUGAGCCUUAAGACUACCUUACAGGAGGUACUUGGAUGAUAGCGGUCUAAGUUUCUCUACCAGGCCUUUUAGCAGGCAGUGAAGGGGAAGUUCUGCUUUUCUAGGUUUUAUGUAGAGAAAACUGGGAGUAGAAAAGCCGAGAAAGUUGAGGGCUGGGCGGGGUUUCCAGUUUUUCAUCCAGAUGCCUUCUAAACACCUAGCCCCACGCUUGUCCUGGUCUUAAUAAUUUGCCCAUCUUGUUGACGUUUAUUGGUACAUAUAAAUCAAUUUCACGUGAAAACUACUACAUGAAAAAUUAUUUAGGCUUGCAGGUUCUAUAGGACAUUUUCUCUUGCAAAUGCCAGCAGAAAAGGCCUCAGUAUGGAGUUCAUGUUGGCCUUGAACUUACUGUGUAGCCCAGGCUGACCUCAAUCAAACUCAAGGCAAUCCUCCUUCAUUACAGAAUUGCACAGAAUUAUUAAAGAGAGAAAAGCAGUGAUCCAAUCAGUUGAAUUGAAGGAUUCUGGAGAAACCUACUAUUUACUGUGAAAAUUAUCUUGGAAUUAAAAGUAAAGCUGGAAAGGAAUUUACAAACAAGGAAAAAACGAAGUUUGGAAUUGGACACACAGGAUCUGGGCUUGGAAAUGCCUCAGCCUAGUGUAAGCGGAAUGGAUCCGCCUUUUGGGGAUGCCUUUCGAAGCCACACCUUUUCAGAACAGACUCUGAUGAGCACAGAUCUCUUAGCAAACAGUUCUGAUCCAGAUUUCAUGUAUGAACUGGAUAGAGAGAUGAAUUACCAACAGAAUCCUAGAGACAACUUCCUUUCUUUGGAGGACUGCAAAGACAUUGAAAAUCUGGAGUCUUACACAGAUGUCCUGGAUAAUGAGGGUGCUUUAACCUCAAACUGGGAACAGUGGGAUACAUACUGUGAAGACUUAACCAAGUACACCAAACUAGCCAGCUGUGACAUCUGGGGAACAAAAGAAGUGGAUUACUUGGGUCUUGAUGACUUUUCUAGCCCUUACCAAGAUGAAGAAGUCAUAAGUAAAACUCCAACUUUGGCUCAGCUUAAUAGUGAGGACUCUCAGUCGGUUUCAGAUUCCCUUUAUUACCCUGAUUCACUUUUUAGCGUCAAACAAAAUCCCUUGCCCUCUUCAUUCCCUGGUAAAAAGAUCACAAGUAGAGCAGCUGCCCCAGUGUGUUCCUCAAAGACUCUUCAGGCUGAGGUUCCUUUGUCAGACUGUGUCCAAAAAGCAAGUAAACCCACUUCAAGCACACAAAUUGUGGUGAAGACCAACACAUAUCAUAACGAAAAGGUGAAUUUUCAUGUUGAAUGUAAAGACUAUGUAAAAAAGGCAAAAGUAAAGAUCAACCCGGUACAACAAAGUCGGCCUUUGUUGAGCCAGGUUCAUACAGAUGCAGCAAAGGAGAAUACAUGCUACUGUGGAGCUGUAGCAAAGAGACAAGAAAAAAAGGGAAUGGAAGCUAUUCAGAGUCAUGCCACUCCCGCUUUGCCUUUCAAAGAAACCCAGGAACUGUUACUCAGCCCUCUCCCCCAGGAGGGUCCUGGGUCAGUUGCUGUAGGAGAGAGUAGCAGUCUUUCUAAUAGCAUGUCGAUCUCAGAUUCAUCCCAGAAAAAAGAAGAGCACAAUUACUCCCUUUUUGUCUCUGACAACUUGGGUGAACAACCAACCAAAGGCAAUCCUGAAGAAGAUGAGGAAGAUGAGGAGGAUGUUGAUGAUGAGGACCAUGAUGAAGGCUUUGGCAGUGAGCAUGAACUCUCUGAAAAUGAGGAGGAAGAAGAAGAAGAGGAGGAUUAUGAAGAUGACAAAGAUGAUGAUAUUAGUGACACAUUUUCUGAACCAGGUUAUGAAAAUGAUUCUGUAGAAGACUUGAAGGAGAUGACUUCAGUAUCUUCUCGGAAAAGAGGUAAAAGAAGGUACUUCUGGGAGUAUAGUGAACAACUUAUGCCAUCACAGCAAGAGAGGAUUCUGAGGCCAUCAGAAUGGAACCGAGAUACCUUGCCAAGCAAUAUGUAUCAAAAAAAUGGGUUACAUCAUGGAAAAUACGCAGUAAAGAAGUCACGGAGAACUGAUGUAGAAGACUUGACUCCAAAUCCUAAAAAGCUACUCCAAAUAGGCAAUGAGCUACGGAAGCUGAAUAAAGUGAUAAGUGACCUGACUCCAGUCAGUGAGCUGCCUUUAACAGCUCGGCCAAGGUCAAGGAAGGAAAAAAAUAAGCUGGCUUCCAGAGCUUGUCGGUUAAAGAAAAAAGCCCAGUAUGAAGCUAAUAAAGUGAAAUUAUGGGGCCUCAAUACUGAAUAUGAUAAUUUAUUAUUUGUAAUCAACUCCAUCAAGCAAGAGAUUGUAAACCGGGUACAGAAUCCAAGAGAGGAAAGGGGACCUAAUAUGGGGCAGAAGCUUGAAAUCCUCAUUAAAGAUACUCUUGGUCUCCCAGUUGCUGGGCAAACUUCAGAAUUUGUUAACCAAGUGUUAGAGAAGACUGCAGAAGGCAAUCCCACUGGAGGCCUUGUAGGACUAAGGAUACCAACAUCGAAAGUGUAAUGUGUAAUCAGCCUCAUUGGUCCAAUGGUCAGAAAUGUCUGUUUUUGUCACGUUCCCCAUUGUAAAUUUUCAUUCUGUUUUUGCAUGUCAGUUAGCAUUAUGUAAACAUUUACAAUUAGGUUACAUUCUUUUAAGAACUUGUAGCAUAAGUGAAGCAUGAUCCAAAAUACUUGAUUACUGCAUUUUCAGAGCAUAAACCAUGGUUAAACCUGCUACUGGCAUUAGAAUUAAAACUCAUACAUUAAAUAAAUGUUUAGGUACAGAUUGCACAAAUCUGUUAUUGCAGACAUUUUGAAGGAGUGAAUAGACUAGUGUAAUGCCAGGUAUUAUGGCAGGUUUAUGCUCUGAACCACACAAAAAUAUUGAGGAAGCAUUCUUUUUAAAAACAAUUUAGAUUGUUUUUAGAAUUACUGCUUUUUGUUCUAAUUUUCCACAACCAUUAAUUUCACUUGUACAUGACAUAUUCAACAGGCCUGUGUGCCAUGUUAGAUGUUAAUUUUCAGAGCUCAAUAUAAAUGUAUAUUAUAUAUAUAAAUGUCUGUGCAAGUAAGAAAAAAAAAGCAUAUUCUUUGUGCCUUGUAUUUUGGGGAAUCUAUAAAACUGGUAAUAUUUUGUAUGAUGAAAACCCUAAUAAGGAAAAACAAGAUAUAUAGAUGGAAAAUUAUGGGGUUUAAAUGGUUUUUUGUUCCAACUCUUUUUCAAAUUUUUGAAUGUAUAUAGGACUAUGUUGAAAUGUAGAUAUAUGCCACAGAGUCUGUGUAUUGUAUAAAAAACAAAACAAAAAACAAACAAAAAAAGAUGGCUCUAGAAAACUUACAUUUCGGUACUUGACCGGAAGAAGACAAAUACUUGCACAUUAUUGUGAUUGUUUUAUUUUUUGUACCAAAGACAAAUGCAACUGAUAUGGCAAACUGCCAGUCUAAGUAAAGUUUUGCACAGCUUACGAUACUGUAUGAAUGUAUGAAAAAAAAGAAAAAAUUAAAAGGUCAGGGUUAGGGAUCUUACUGAACUGUGAAUUUUAUUUCUGUUUGGGUCCAAUUAUCUACAGAAGGAGCAUCCAUACAUACAAAUAUUUUGCUGUUCCUCUAGUUCACUUCCAUAGUAGAUAAGCUGAUGGCCAUUUAGAUGUCUGUAAGUCUUUUAUUUCUGCACUUACUGUAGGAAAUUUUAAUAUAUUUCAUUUUAGUAAGCUAUUGAUAAAAUAAUUUUUGACUUUGAAAAUUAAAAGUUUAUUUAGCUUAUUGUAGUAUACUUCCACCAAACAACCAAAAUACAGAUUAUUUUUAUUGUAUUAUGUAUAUAUAUUGUAAAGAAAGAAAAAAGCUAAAAUAUCUAAUUCUUUAAUUGCCACUUUUCCAAUUGAUGUAUUAUUGUGCAUGUAAUAUUUUCGAAGAUCAACACAGCUGAAAACAACAAAAAAAUUUAUAGAUUUUUAUAUUUUUGUACAGGUAUUUUCAAACUAGCUUCUUCAGACUUUCAUGUGACUUUAUUCUUCUAUAGUUUCUAGAACUGAAAAACAUUAACACAUUUAGUUUUUAGGUGCUCUUUUUUGCUUACAUAAAACAGCUUCAUUAGUCAGUGUUUAAACUGUUCAAGCUUUACUUCUUGAUAAGAAAUUUGUUAUGUCAAGGCAGCAUUAUAAACUUUCCCCACAGAUCUUCCCACUCUCUCUGUUUUAUUCUCCAAUCUUAUGUUUUAAAUUCUUAAAAAAAAACAAAUGUAUCUAGCAAAAAACAAAACCCAAAAAUACUAGAUAUAGCUGCUGGGAAAAUAUCACAUUUCCCACUAUAAAAAUUGAUUAUUUAUACUUUUGUCUAUAUUUUCUUUUACUUUCUUCCUCUUUCCCUUAAGCUAUAGCAUAUGAAGCUGUAGCACUUGAAGGAUUGAUUCCAGAACACACCGUAACAACCCAGCAUCGUUGCUUAUUUGCUUCUUUGACAUCAUGAAACAUAAGAAACUUAAAGGACUAUCUUUGACACCUUCACUGAUGCACAAGAUUUUCCUGUGUGUUUGGUGGAAAUGUACCUGGUUAGUGCAUUCAUGCUAGCAGAUAAGCUCAUAUCUAAUGUUAAUAGAAUACAGGUUCAUUGUUUUCAAGUUUUUCUUUUUUAGAUGGGAAAAGGCAAAGCACAGGUUUGCAACUUGGAUGUAUAUGAAGCCUUAGCAGUAUAUGAUAAAUUGAAGGGUUCUGAAAUACAGCAGUUUUGCAGUCAGGUGAAAAUUGCUUUGUGAUAGAGAUACAGCCGAUAAGAUUUAUAAAAUUGCCCCUUUCUAGCUGUUCUGUUAGGAAUUUCUGGGUUUUGAUACUUUUUUCCUGUCUGCAAACCAGAAUUUGAUUUUUUGGUCUUGCAUUUCAAAAAAAGACUUUGAAUCUGUUUAGUAGAUUCCAUAUCCUUGCAUUUCAGUGUUUUAUAUGUACUACUUAAGUUAAAUAGUUAAAAGCUUUUAAAUAGUAGAGCUUUUUAAUGUUGACACUUUAUUUUGUACCUAUUUAUAUAUGUAUGUAUAUCUUAGAAAAGCACUUUGUUAAAAAAAUGCAUUUUAUAUGAUUCCUGCCAUUUGCUGCUAAAUCUGGGCUGGUCAGAAUGCUGCAGCGAUACUUGAUCUAAAUAAAAACCUGGCAGUAAAAUGUAGAGUGAAAGUUAAAUCCUCUUGCUGUUUUAACUUUAUCACAAAGAUGACAUAGGCAAGCUGUGCAGCUUUACAUUUUAACCAGGGGACUCUGUGGCAUUUAAAACCGUCUAGAAAUGGUUGUACUUUAAUGCCAGUAAUAAUCUGCUUCCUCUAUUGUCAUUAAAAUAUAUACGUUUAGUGUAUCACAAAAACAAUCUUAUAACAUAAUAUACAAACCCCAACAGUUGUACAUGUUUUGUUUUUUAAAAUUGUGGCAUGUAUUUUUGGGUGAAGAGCAAUAGAUAAGAGCUCUCUCAAGGGUUUCUGUGUUCAUACAUGGUAUACAGAUAGCUCAUAAUGAAGUCAAGAAUCUUAAGUGAAGGCAUUGUGAAUUCACCUCAAAUAAACCCAUUGUUCCAAAAACAAUGACAAACUUUGACUCUAGUACAACUACGGUUUUAAGGGAAAAAAAAAAAAAGACUUUCUUCCUAGUUCGAGAUACACUGGAUUCUUUAUAGAAUUUGUCUCCCUAUGAAAGCAUGCUGUCCAAUUGCUCUUGUUAAGAUCUUGUCUGAGUUUUGAAUUGGGUGCCACACUUUUUCAGUCGAUAUGGUUGCUUGUUCUACUGUACCAUGUAUGAUUCUUGUCCUUUCCUAUGUCCUUCAUGACAGAUUAUGAUGUGGCUUUAUAUUGUGCCUUACUUGUACAUUUAAAACUAAAUGUCUUCAUUCCCUUCCAUUUCCUAAAUCUUUAACUUUGAUCUUUUUGGUAAGAAAACUAGAGCUAUUACAAAAGCAUCAUGAAGGAUUUCAGAUGGGUAUGGUUUCAUAUUCCCUCUCUUUAUAUUUUAUAUUUGUAUGAAAGACCAGUUUUGAAUGGUCUUUGAAUAUGAGGGGGGAAAGAUUAGCAGCAGUUUCACUACAUACAUCCCUUUUCACUUUUAUGAAUUUGUCAUACAUCUUCUUUCUGAUGCUUGACUUUAUUUGCUUCCUAGCGAUAGUCUGCAUUUAGAGAAAGAUGUGUUCAGUUAAUUUGUUUGAAAUUGAAUAUUUCAUUUCCCAGAACUUUUUAGAGAGAAGAGUACCCAUUUUGUUUGUUUUAUAUAACAGAUGACAAGUCUCUUUAAAAGAAACAGAAGUACAGUACUUUUGGAAUACAAUGCUGUUAGUUUGGAUUUCUUUUUUAUAUAUAAUAUUCAUACAAUUAUCUGAUGUUUGCCUUCAUUAAUAAAGCUGUUAGUUUAUUCACCAAAAUGUCAAGAAUGGAUGUGCUUUUCUUUAUUCAACACAUUUAAAAUUAUUUUAGCUGCUAAGAUUUAGCUAACUUUCUAAGAAAUGAAUUCAAGUUGCCUUCAACAGGAAUUAAUAAAAACUUGUGUUCCCUUUCUUUAUAUAGUCUUCCUAAAAUUCUGUUUAAGUAUGUUCUAGUUAAUUAUAUAACAAUGUUAGCAUCUCUCCAGAUCUUGAAACUUGAAUUUUGAGAAUGCAUUGAAUUACGCUUUCAGUGUUAAAAGGUUUCAAUUAUCCUUCUAGUGAAGUCUGUCGUGGAAUACCACUUCCCAUGGAACUGAGGCCAUUUCCACAACUUUGCACAGAACUGCAGUCUUGUUCUUCCCUUGGAUCAUGACAAAUAAGUCUCACACAGUGCCGUAAUACUUGUGGAUUCUUUUGUAAUCUUUGUAAUCUUAAUAAGGGCAUUAUGAGAAGAUGACUCCAUGUUUUUUAAUAUUUCAAACAUAUUGGGAUGUAACAAUGAAUGUCAACUGUAGGAAUGGUUGUUUCGUUUUAAGGAAUAAGCAUGUUGAGGAAAGAUAAUCAAAAUGUACUACUGAAAGUUAUACACUUCCAUAGGCAAGUGGGGUUAUGUGUUGAAGCAUAGUCCUCAUGCUUAAUAAACUGACUGAAUUAAUAGAAAUAUAAUAACACCUAGAGACUGAAUUAUGCCAAAUUGCCAUUUUUGCUUAGAAAGGAUUUGGAGGUGGCAGUAAAGAAAUAGAAUCUUAUGACCACUUCCAAAUAGUAUUUUGGAAUUGAAGACUUGGUGACUAAAAAGAACAUCAAAGUUGGUUAUUUCAGUGUGCCAAGUUCAGAAGAACUAGGUUUGCCUCUUUCAUAACAGUGUAAACACAGUGGUGUAAUUAACUCAGUUUGGGGUGGAUGGGAGCAAGACUGAUUACUGUGUCUUGCCCUUCACCCUUUGUUUUUUUCAGAACCAAAUAACAUAAAUGUGUAUAUGUACUGUAUCUGCCUUUCCAUCACAUUUUUAUGACACUGUAUUCCAUCACAUGCUUUUUUACUUUCUUUAUGGUUUGUCCUAUAGCUUAGCAUUUAUGGUUAACAGUGAUACUAGGGCUGCCUGCACAGAAGUCACAGAAGAGCAGAAAGGCAAGAAUUUGAAGUAUUUGUUUCUACAGUGUGGCAACCUCUUUGGCAUAGUUGCUUAGGAUACUGUUUGUAAUGGUAUCAUAAAUAUUCUGUGGCUUUAUUUUUCCUCCCAGCUGGAGCUAUGGCACUUUUUAUUGGAUUCAGUCUUGUCUCUUGUCUAGAAAGAAUUUUAUCUUGUUGACGCAUGAGCUGUUUAAAAUUAUUCUAUUCAAUGUUGGUUAAUAGUUGUGCAGUUUUCAUUUCAGAAAAAAGGCAGUACAAAAUUGCCUUUAUUUUCUGUCACCUUCCAGCCCCUCAGCUCUAGUCAGAUACAGAUUCAUCAGUGUAUGCAACAUCCUUUGUAAUUUAAAAUAAAAAAAUGAAAAGGUUUUGAA